AUGCAUUCACAUCACAGUCAUAGUGGUGAUUAUGUUGCACAUGCGCAAGAUACAUUAGAAUCAAUAACUCAAAGAGCAAUAGAUAUGGGUUUUGAAACGUUUUGUUUAACUGAACAUAUGCCUAGAUUAGACAAUAAAUUUUUAUAUCCAGAGGAAGAAGAACAAAACUUUAGUAUUUCAACGUUAGAAGAUAAAUUUUUGAAUUUUCAUAAACAUGCUAUCGAACUACAACAAGAUAAGAUACAACAAGGCUCAAAGACAAAAUUUUUAGUUGGAUUAGAAGUUGAAGGUAUAAAUGAAGCACAUAUUGAUUAUACGGUUGAAAUCUUGAGUAAACAUCAUUUUGAUAUGACUGUUGGCUCUGUUCAUUUUGUGAAAGAAUUCCCAAUUGAUUAUGGUAGACCCAAAUGGGAAUCUGCUAGAGAUGCAAGUGGUGGAUUACGUGGAUUAUUCAAAGAAUAUUAUGCAUUACAAUCAAAAGUAUUAACAAAAUUGAAACCUUUAAUUGUUGGACAUUUUGAUUUAAUUAGAUUAUUCUCUCACGAAGAUGAUUUAGAUGAAACUACUGGUAAGUUUUUGAAAGAUAUUGUUAUUGAAAAUGAUUGGCCAGAAGUUUGGGAACAAAUAGUGGAAAACUUGAAAUUUAUCAAGUCAUAUGGUGGUAUUUUGGAAUUGAAUAGUGCUGCUAUAAGGAAGGGAUGGAGUACACCAUAUCCAAGAACUGAUAUUACCAAUGCUGCCGUCAAAUAUGGUGGUGGUCGUUUUGCCCUAAGUGAUGAUUCACAUUCAAUUGCACAAGUUGGGUUAAAUUUCCAUAAAGUCAAAGAUUAUAUUGUUAACGAUAUCAAAGUUGAUAGUAUUUUUUAUCUGGAUUUAGAAGAUGGUAAGACUGUUAUUAAAGAGAAGUCUAUCAAAGAAUUCACAGAGAGUAGUUUUUGGGAACAGUAUAAAUGA
Molecule: messenger RNA, 954 nt
Organism: Hansenula ciferrii
Lineage: Eukaryota; Fungi; Ascomycota; Saccharomycetes; Phaffomycetales; Wickerhamomycetaceae
Gene: HIS2
Product: histidinol-phosphatase
Exons: 1
Coding region: 1-954 (317 amino acids)
Biological process (GO): L-histidine biosynthetic process
Cellular component (GO): cytoplasm
Molecular function (GO): histidinol-phosphatase activity
Source: RefSeq, a predicted model, not a curated record